Kwoniella shivajii is the source of this 837-nucleotide messenger RNA. RefSeq lists its product as uncharacterized. The transcript is spliced from 4 exons. Lineage: Eukaryota; Fungi; Basidiomycota; Tremellomycetes; Tremellales; Cryptococcaceae. The coding region runs from base 1 to 837 and encodes 278 amino acids. The record is from RefSeq and is a predicted model, not a curated record.
AUGGGACGUUUAUCAGAAUUCAUCGCAUCUUCAUCAUCAUCUAAACCGGACGGCCCUCCCCCUCCCGCAUAUCACGACUCUAAAGCUGUCAUACCACCUUCACCCGCUCCUCAAGUACAACAACAAUAUCAACAGUCAGAUCCUCCUCCUCCUUUCCCUCAUCUAUUUGCAUGUCUACAUCUAGGUAGAAGAGAUCGAAUUAGAUUGAUUGGUUUACCGCAGAAUGCCGUUCCGGCAGUCGAAGAAGCUAUAAGAAGAGUUUGGAUGGCAGGCAUACAAGCUUCGACCCCGUAUCAUCAUGGAUGGGAAUGGAAAUUGAGUGGGAAUCCUUGGUCUGGUCAAGGAGCCGAAGCGGUCUAUUCGCGACGACUUAUGUGUCAUGUUCUUCAUGCUUUAUCGGCUAUUGGAUGGGACUUACACAUGGCAUGCGAUCUAACCAAGAAAGGGUACGAUAAGGAUACUUUGAUGCUGCAUUCUGUUCCGCCGAGACAGAAAUAUUACUUCUCGAUAAGUUUUAAUGAGAGCGAUAAGAUCAGGAUCAUUGAUCCACCUGAUGCAUUUGUCAGAGAUGCUUUCCUGAGAGCUGUUCAGUCUUGGCCAUUAGGUAUCCAAUCUCAAAUUGAGAAAGAACCAGGAGCUACGCAAGUGAAACUUCGUGGUAAUCCAUGGUGGUCUUCUGACGGUUCACAAGUUGUUCAAGCUAGAUUAUUAGCUUGUACCGUUUUGUCUGCUAUGGAAAGUGUAGGUUUUGAAUUGGUUGGAAGUGUAGAUAUGAGUAUGGGUAGUGGUGAUGGUAGUUACGAUUUGGAUACUUGGUUCUUCGCUUCGAAAGUAUAA